Molecule: messenger RNA, 435 nt
Organism: Colletotrichum spaethianum
Lineage: Eukaryota; Fungi; Ascomycota; Sordariomycetes; Glomerellales; Glomerellaceae
Exons: 2
Coding region: 1-435 (144 amino acids)
Source: RefSeq, a predicted model, not a curated record
AUGGAUCUCAACGGAUGGAUGCUGGCCCCGAAUCUUAACUGUCAGCGCGACGAGUACUCUCCCGCCGGCAUCUGGAAGCAAAACAGAGGUGCCGGCCAACUCCUCAAAGACGUCUGUUCCACCGCCCAGCACAAAAUGUCGCCCGAGCAAGGCAAACACCUGUUCAAGGCCGUGCGGAACUGCAAGCGCGUUGAUUCAAAGUACAUUGUGACACGAACAGCCACCACCAGGGUGAUGAGGAUGAGGUUCGUCAACAUGCCCAACCUCGCCGACGACGGCAUCCCGGACAACCCGUGCUUUCCCAAGACCCUCCUUGACGACCCGGGCUUCGCGCUCAUGACAAACGACCCCUGCUACAACACCCAGCCGGCCAGCAAGAGGAACACGCGACUGUACCGGAACGCCUCGGCGGCCAACAUCCUCUUAUUAAGGUAG